ACCCAAAACCCUAAACCCUAUUUUAUUUUCUUGAUUCUCUCUCUCUCUGUCUCCCUCUCCCUCUCUCCCCCUAUGCAAUCGUUCAACCAAAACAGUGCCCGUGCGUAUGGCAAGUCCACUGGUCAUGGCUUCUACAGCAGCUUUUGCUUCAAAUACGAUCAGCCAGCUAAAGAUUUGUAGUUUCAGAACUUCAGCACCAAUCACAAGGGCUCUGAUUCCACCAAAAGGAAUAAUCUUUGGCUCUUCAUUUAGGUUGGCUUCACCUUCCAGGAGGGACUCAUUUUCCACGAUCAGUAACUACCAGAGCCAGACGGAGGAGCUUCCUAGCUUCUCAUUUCUGGAAGGAAUUUUCAUGCAAUCAAUAUCUCCUUCGGAAAUUGGCAGUUUGAAGCAGGCUGAUCCUGAGAUACAGGCCUCGAAGGUGGUUGGGGAAGUGAAAUUGGACUCAUCAAAGUUCGAGGAGGAGGCAAAGAAGAUUCAAACAUCAGUUGCAUUCCAUCUGCAAAAGAAAUUAAAGAAAGAUAGAAGGUCCCUCUAUCCUCACAUAACUGCAGCUCCAAGGGACAAGCUUGACUGCAACGAGAUUCUCCUAUAUCCCCACAUUACUGAGUCCACAUUGAAGAUUAUUAUCAACAAUAACACUUUGGUUUUUACAGUACACAGACGUGCCAACAAGAGUAAUAUAAAGGAUGCUGUCAAAAAGAUGUUCAACAUUCAAAGCAAGAAAGUGAAUACCUUGGUUAUGCCUGAUGGUACGAAGAAAGCAUAUGUUAAGUUGAAGCCGGACAAUAAUGCAUUGGAAAUUGCAAAGAAGAUUAAGAUGAUCUAAGUUGGAGAGUUCGAUACUCUGGUCAAGCAAUUACAUUCACGAAUUUUCAUCUAAGGUGUGUUUUGUGUUGGAGCUUCAAGCAAGAAGCAUUUCAAAGUCAGCUUUCUAGUUGUAUAUUCCUGGGUUGUAGAUCAGACAGGCAGUCUUUUGAUGCAAUGUGGUUUGAUUGACAUUGGAACAGCAGCAGAGACACAAUUACAUUGAGUUUAUGAUUCAGGAAGAGUGGAACUAAAUUGAAAAACUUCAUUGCUCUCUCAUCUAA
Molecule: messenger RNA, 1091 nt
Organism: Ilex paraguariensis (yerba mate)
Lineage: Eukaryota; Viridiplantae; Streptophyta; Magnoliopsida; Aquifoliales; Aquifoliaceae
Source: the annotation of a GenBank genome assembly